AUGACCUUGACACGAUGGACGGCGGCGUCGCUGGUGGCGUCGGGCGCCGUAUGCGCCUCCCUGGGGGCCUUGCUAGGCCGCUACUUGCUGGCGCGCAGCUGGCAGGGGCGUGUGCAGGGCGACGACCCGCUGGUGCGCGAGCUGGAGCAGGAGAUCGAGCGCCAGAAGCAGCUCCGGGCGCAGGAACGCGCCGGCCGCACCAACGCCGAGCGAGAGGCCCGCGAGGCUCUGCAGAGGCAGCAGGAGGCGCUCGGCUACAGUCUGGAGGCCGUGGCGCACGUGCAGUCGUGCUUCGCGGACCGGCGCGGCACUCCGCGGCAGGGAGGGCUCGUGCAGAGCUCGCGGGCGCGCAUCACGUUCAAGACGAGCAUCCCGCCGGCGUCGCUCGAGUGCCUGGAGCAGUUCAGCCACCUCUGGGUGCUCUUCGUCUUCCACGAGAACACCAACCUGGCCAAGGGCGCGCCCAAGACCACGUUCCCGGCCAAGAUCGCGCCCCCGAGGCUCGGCGGCAAGAAGGUCGGGCUCUUCUCGACGCGCACGCCGCACCGGCCCAACUCUAUUGGGCUGUCAGUUGUCAAGAUCGAAGCCAUCCACGACCGCUGCAUUGAGAUCAGCGGCCACGACCUCGUGAACGGCACGCCCGUGCUGGACGUCAAGCCCUACGUGCCCGCGGACUAUGUGCAGGGGUAUGCUGUCCCUGACUGGGUGGCUGCCGAGACGGACGUGGUGCACCGACCGGUGGAGUUCACGCCGGAAGCCACGACGUCGCUGACGGAGCUGGUGGACGCCAAGCUGUCGUCCUUUUACACGAACAUAGACGACUUGAAGACGGCCAUCGAGCAGAUGCUCGUCUUGGACAUCCGCAGCGUCCACCAGGGACGCGGCCAAGCGGCCGAGACGCAGCAGUUCCAGUGCCGCUUCGACACCGUGCAGAUCGAGUUCACGACGCUCGAGGAGUGCAUCCGCGUGCUGAGCUGCACUCGCUACACGACGCCGCACGAGCGAUCACGUCUUCUGCUGCGUCAGGCUCUGUUGAAUCAACGGCAGGAGGAAUAG
Messenger RNA from Phytophthora sojae, 1056 nucleotides. RefSeq lists its product as hypothetical. Lineage: Eukaryota; Oomycota; Peronosporomycetes; Peronosporales; Peronosporaceae. The record is from RefSeq and is a predicted model, not a curated record. The transcript has a single exon. The coding region runs from base 1 to 1056 and encodes 351 amino acids.